Messenger RNA from Thalassophryne amazonica, 4895 nucleotides. RefSeq names its product hepatoma-derived growth factor-related protein 2-like. Gene Ontology annotation, molecular function: lipid binding. Gene Ontology annotation, biological process: lipid transport; lipoprotein metabolic process. The transcript is spliced from 19 exons. The record is from RefSeq and is a predicted model, not a curated record. Bases 1 to 2061 code for a protein of 686 amino acids. Gene Ontology annotation, cellular component: extracellular region; membrane. NCBI's taxonomy places the organism in Eukaryota, Metazoa, Chordata, Actinopteri, Batrachoidiformes, Batrachoididae.
AUGAGCUUUAAUAACUCUCUGUGGGAGAAAAGUUCAGACUCUGUUGAGGGGGAGGAGGAGACGCAGGAGAACUCAGAGACUCAGUCUGCCCCCAAACAGCGUAAACUGGCUGGUGCGAUAACCAAACUGAAUCCAUUUCGCUCUGCAUACAAAGCUGAAAAACAGAUGGCGUCCGAUGACGAGGACCUGCCUCAGAGCGGCGAGAAGUUGCCCGGCAACAAGCAGAACUCUGUGGUUGAAGCCAUGAACAAACUGAAUCCGUUACGCUCUGCAAACAAAAAAGACUCAGAGGAGGUGGAGCUACUCAAAGAGAAACAAGUGGAAGAGAAACCGAAAUCGCAAGUCAGAACCAGUCCGGCCCAGAGAGACAGGAAGGACAGAAGUGAAACACCGCCGGUCCCACCUAUACCGGUGGAUGAGAUCAUGAUGGGGUCCACCUGGCAUGUUGAAGAGCAACCACAAGGACCUGAGCACGUUCAGGAAAACAAGCACAGAGUUCCCAAAGAGAGAAAAGGAAAACAAGCAGAAACUCCCAAAGUUCCGGCGAGACCGUCAGCGGAGGAGCUGAAUGGAGCAAAAAGACACAACGGCCACAAAGAGAGACGCAGUCAUCAGAAUCAAUCGGACGACGAAGGACUCGGAGAAGAAGAUGAACUGACGGCUUCGGAGAAUAAAACUACCCACGUGAAAAAGCACAAACAUUUGAGUCCGUUUAUGGCGCAGGCUGCGGACAAGGCUUCAUCUGAUGAUGAAGGUCUGAAAGAAGAUGAGUCUUCAUCCAAAGAGGAAAAUGAUGAGAAAACAGAAAAAACUCAGCCCAAAGAGAAGAAACCCAAGAAACGUAACCCCUUCAUGCCUCGUGUUAAGGCCAGAAUUGCUAAGAAGAAUGUGCAGGAUGGAGCUGCCAAAAACAACGCUGAGAAUGAAGGGGGGAAGAAGUCCCUGUUUAACCAGCUGGAGGAGUUCCGAGUUGAUCCGUCCGAGCCUGAAGAGAGAGAGGACUUUGACAGGCUUAUGGAGUGGUGGAGAAAUGUCGAGCUAUGGGAAGACACGCCUCAGGUGGAAGACAUGACGGAAAAAGAAGAAGCAAAGGCCUUUGCAGUGACGGCGGACAAGGUGCAGAAAGGCAUCCGUGUCUUCAACAAACUGUUCUCAGAGCGCGCGGAGAGUCUGUGGCAGCACGUCAUUGACAUGAACAGCAUCGCCGACGCCCUAGACAAGUUCAACAAGAACACAAAGAUUGCUCAGAUCACCGGCGGCUCUACCAGUGCCAUUGGUGGUGUGGCCACCAUUGCAGGCCUAGCUCUAGCCCCGGUCACCAUGGGAACAUCUUUGAUCGUGACAGCUGUGGGGCUGGGCGUGGCCACAGCAGGUAGUCUGACCACAGCAGGUGCUGGUAUCUCCAACCAGGUCAACAACACCAUGGACCGAAAGAAGGUGGAGAAGAUAGUGGAGGACUACCAGGAGAAGAUGGUCGACCUGAACAAGUGCUUGAAAUUCAUCAAACAGGGUAUUGAAAACUUACGUAAGUUUGACCUGAUCAAGAUGAGGAAGCAUGCCUACAAUCGCGACUUCCCUGUGCUCAGCAGCAGCUUUUACGAAGACGGCGCCAUGGCGGGAAAGGCCAUCCUCAUCAACGCCAGUGAGAUCAUGCGCGUGGUGCAGAUUGCCAAUGUGGCCGGCAGCACAGCAGCCAGAGCAGUCCAGAUCGCCAGCAUGGCCACCGGUGUGCUGACUGGACUCUUUGUCGGUAUGGACAUCUACUUUGUGGCCAAAGACUCCAAAAUACUCAAGAAAGGGGCCAAGUCGGAGUUCGCGGCCAAAAUUAGGGAGGUGACCACCCAGCUGCACAAAGGCUUGGUGGAGCUGAACGCCAUCCGAGAAGAGCUUCAGUCCACCACGACACCGGAAAACAACUCCGCCGAUACAACCGCCACGUCUGACUUUGACAAGAAAGAAAAGGAGCAAAAACAGUACAAUUCAGAGGAGGAGGAGGAGGAUGAAAUCGACCGUAUUAAGAAAGCCAUGAAGAAGGACCUGGAGGACGGGAAGUAUGUUUAACUGCGCAUUAAAGCAGGAAAAGUAAAAGAAAAGAUGCAUUUUUAUUUUUAAAGUACUCUCUCUGUAUACCGUGUUCUCUAGAAAGGAAUCUCUUGGGGAUGACAUGGACAGUUUUUUCUAAAACCUUUGAGGGUUUUCUCAUUAAUCACACACGUGGUGCCGUUAGUCCACUUCCUGUUCUGGGUUUCAUGGGUUUCAGAGCGGUGAUGGAACAUGAAAUGUUUUUAAACUGUCACCUCUUGACAUUUUUACAAGUUUUGGCAGUUGUCUUUGUUGUGGUGAUUACACUGCUGACUUUUUGAGAAAUGCAUUGAAAACAAACAAACAAAAAAACCCUUUGGUUUGAAAUCUGUUGUACAGCACGAUGAAAUGAAACGUUUGUGACCCCACCAGCUUGUAUAUAUUCAGAAUUUUUUAUGUUUUAAAUAAAAUUUUUUCUAUUCAAAUUUCUAAAAUUAAUGAUAUUUGAAUUUAUUUACUAUAAUUCAAAGCAUAUACAUAAAAAAAAAUGCAGAACUACGUGAAAACCUGCAGUGAAAAUAAAUAAAAUAAUUUGUUUUUUGUAGAAACAUUCGUAAAAUUAGGCUUUAAGCUCACAUUGAAAUUUUUUUUUUUUUGUAUUAAAAUUUCUAAAAUGAAUGGCCUUUGAACUCCAUGUGAAGAUACCACAUAAAUGAAGUAAAAAAUAAUCAAAGCCAAACAGUGGUGUACAUGGUCAUAUUUACUACAGUAUAAUAGUAUAAAUCAUCACUUUUACAAAACCAGGAAAGUACAUGGACAUUUCUAAGUCACUGAAUAUGUCUCGGAUUUCUCAGAAAAUGACCCUGCAAGAGGAUUACGAUGUGAGGGAAGCCACCAAGACGUCCAUGGCAACGCUAAAGGAGCUACAGGCUUCUGUGGCUGGCUGUAGAAACUGUUUAUUGGGUAACUUUAACCUGUUAUACCAACAGUUCUGCACUUCACGGGGCUGAACAGAACACAGGAGGAUCUUCAAACCUAAAAACAGAUCAAAUCUAGGCUCAACUCUCCCAUGGGCCUUCAUGUGACAUGGGAGUGCUGUUAGCUGAAUUUCACCUUUUUUAUUAUUAUUAUUAUUAAUAGAAAAAUCCUUCCCUGUUCCAUUGUGAAGCUGCAUAACUGGUGAGGUGACAGACAGAUGUCACAGCCACAGAAGCCUCUAACAGUUGUCUUGGUGGUUUCCCUCACAAGCUUUCUGUGAAAUUUCUAUUUCUAUUGUAGAUUUUUUUUUUCUCACCCCCACUGUGAGUUGAAAGUGCACACUUUUAUAUGUAUCGUAAAGCAGCCUGAAUUCUUCUCUUUUAAAUUCCACAUCAUAAAAUAUUAAAUGUAUAAAACCUUAAAUGAUCACAAACCUUUCUUCAAUGCUGUGUUAAUGUAUAAAUAGAUCAGUUAUUUUAACGGCUGUCAUUAAGUGAUUAAUACUUAACCAAAAAGUGGUGUUCCCCCUGCCCCCAUCCCCAUUUUCCAUUAAGCAGUCCUGAAAAAUUCUAUUUUCUGUACUAAAUGGUUAAAUUGCUAUUUUUUUGGUGCCCUCAAACGCAGAUGAAAUUAUUUUUCAUGAUUGCUUAUUCCCUGGUUAAAAAAAAAAAAAUCUUUUUCCAGCCUUCCUGUAAAUAUUUCUUUCUUCUCCCUGAUGAGCUACGACGUUCAACAAUUUAACUCUAUUUUUGUUUAGUUCUUUUUAUAGCUGUCAUAUUACACAUUAAAUGCAAACCAUGAAGUUGGGGCGUCUUUUUAAACACAUGCAAUAGAAAUGACAGUUUUGUGCUAUUUGGAGACUUUUCUUCAGAGCGUUUGAUGAUGCCUCAUAAAUUUCAGUUUUACACUUUAGAUAAAAAAAAACAUUUUUAGAAAAGUAAAUGUGCAGCAUUAUGUUGUAAAUGAGUUUUUCUUCUACUGAGAAACUCCUGAUUGAUCAUCAUGACUGAAUAAAAAAUGUUGAUCCAUGUUUCCCAAACAGGCCACAACAUCUGUAUCUUGUUCACAACCCAAAGAUGCUCAGACAGAAAUAAAUAAACCAAAAGUAUUCAUGUUUAAGAUGCUGCAAUUAGAUAUUUUGGAGAUACAUAUUUUCAAUGACUCAAUGAUUCUUCAGUUGUCUACAGUUGUCGAUUUAAUCGUCCUAAUGAAUUAAGUGUCGUAGCUCCAAGACAUUUGAUCUGUAAAGUGAUGCUGAACAUCUGUGGAGCUCACGGUGACACUGUCAUAUGUCUUUUUUUUUAAAGAAAAGAUUUACACUGAUAUCAAGUAGGUACAGCCAAAAACUAAACUAAUAAAUAAAAAUCCCACAUUUCAGAAAUCAUCAAAUAUUUGAUAGCUUGAUGUAAAUCUAAAUUGUAAUUAUGAAUAAUGAAUACUCAUAAUUUUAAAAGAAGAGUAAUUUAUUGAGGAAGAAACAAACAUUAGCAAAUUCCAGUUUCCUAAAAUGUGAAAAUUUGCCAUUUUCCUGUUUUAAUCACUUAUUUUAUUAUAAUUAUAUGGUUCGUACUAUUAUUGAUAUAUUUUUGGGCAGCCAGAAUAAUUUUAAUGUCAGAAGCUCCUCUGUAAGGAGUCGGACGAGCUCGGGGACAGCUUUGCACUUUAGUUUUUCCAGGUGUUUUAUUAUUAUUAUUAUUAUUAUUAUUAUUCUGUUAUUUAGGACUUGGAUGAACUGUGAGGCUUGUUUGUAGAUUUUCAAAGUAAAAGUCUGUUAUGCUGUCGCUCAGUAACUUGUUCUGUGACUCUAUGUGCAAUACUUUGUGUGGAAUGAUGGUAAAUGUGUUUAAAGCUGCAAAUUAAAGCUCAAAUACACAUUCCAUGAGUCUCGAGUCAAA